AUAUAAUGAUUAUGAAAUUACUCGUAGAUAUUACUUUAUUUAAUCCUGAAGUGAGAAAAUGGAUACUCGUGGCCGGAAUAUUCAAUAGUAUUAAAAAAAUGUCACAACUUGUUAUUAUUAUACUAUAUAUCGAGAAUGUAGGAUUAGAUACGUUAUUAAUAUCGACACUAUUUACAAGCAUUACAAGUUUAUUAUUCAGUAUUAUCUAUGAAAUAUACGAACAUAUAUCAUCUGAUUCAGAAGUAUCCCAUAUUCCUUAG
Messenger RNA from Funneliformis mosseae, 260 nucleotides. Lineage: Eukaryota; Fungi; Glomeromycota; Glomeromycetes; Glomerales; Glomeraceae. The record is from the annotation of a GenBank genome assembly.